UUAACGUAUGACGAUAGUGCGCAUGGCCCCCUCACGUGUCCAAACUUGUCCACACACACAUGAGACGCAGACAGGCCCAUAUACGGUGCGGUCCCUGCAUAAGUACAUCUCCGUCGAAUAUAAAAUAUAGGCAGCAAUAUGCGGCCAACGAGCCUGAGAACCACACAGAGACAUGAGCAGAGACAUGAGAGUGCCUCCCUGUGCAGCUCACCCUGCCAAGCCGCUCACCAAUGUGACCACUAUCGCAUAAAACUCGACCAGAAUGUUGCUUACCAUAAAGUUUGGCGACGGCUCGCCGCAGGUCGUCGCUUCCUCCCUCGAAUUUGGCUUUGGCAAUGCUGAACAGGGCACGGCAAACAUUCUGCAGCAGCUUGAUGAGGCCCCAGAGGAUCAGGAAGCAGGUCUUGCAGCAGCGGCAAUGCUCCUCGACUGCCUCCUCGGCCUCUGCACAUUCAAGGCGACGCGUGAGAACUGUACACAAGGUAGCACAGCAGCCACGAUGCUGACAACUGAGUGACUGGCUAUCUUGAUCACUGUCUGUGCAUUCACACACCUUGGUGCUGCUUGUCCUCGGUCUGAGCCAGGGCAGCAGCAGCAGAUGGAGCCGAGGAUGAUGAAGCGCUGGCCGCUGCACACAAACAAACAUACAGAUGGAUGUGGAGUGGGUGAUCGUACUGGCACGUGAGUUGGUGUCGGACUGAGAGGUCUCGCUUGCCGGCAUGCCCACAUUGACGACCUUCUUGGCCUUGCGGACGCCCUCCCCUGUCGAGGUCUGUGAUUCUGGUCACACACAGCACACGAAACAAACUGAGACAUGAGUCCCUCUUGUCAGCUGGCCCAUCACAUACUUUGCCAACCCGCAGCACAGCGAACAGACAGAAUCAUGAUUGACGUCUCCCCACAUACCGUGCUGCAAGGUGCCCGCCUUGCCACUCGCCCCUGACCGCGACGGUCCUGCAAUGAGAAGCAAGGAAAGGUAUUGGAGAUGUCUCUGUCGCUUUCCUUCACUCCAAAGACACCUACCUGUGACUUCUUCACGCCUUGUAGUGGCAUAGAUGGCGUCCCGUCGCUGCUCAUGGCCAGUCUCUCUUCAUGGCCAGUAGCUGCAGACAGAUGGAUGGGCCCGAUCAGAUUGAUGUAUGUACACCUUGUGUGUAAGGCUGCUCGCCUUGCUCUCGUUGUCUUUGACGGUCGUCGUCAUUGUCGCCGGCCUGGACACCCUGGGGACCUUGCCCGCGGUGUGGGGAAAGCCCAUGAACAAUCGCUGCCGCACUGCCGGACAGCGUCAGGUCGCUCCCCGAAUCGCCCUCUUGAGAGCUGGUGCCUUGCAGCUGCAGCCAGACGGGCAUCGUCGUGCCUUCGACUGUCUCCUCGUGCACCUUGGUUGACUGCGCCGCCCUGCUGGUUGUUGAUGAGUAUCCCCCAUCCCCCACACCACCUGCCGGGCAGCACACACACACACACACACAUACACACAGACAGACAGACAGACAGAUGCAUGAAUGUAAUGUGUCGUGAGUGUCCUACGUCGUGUGUUCGGCUGCAACGGAUACAGGACGAGAACAUCGUCUGACACAGGUGAGUCCUGCGGCAACACGCAACACACACACACACACAUACAUCUGCGAGACGCAAAUCUCGCAUAUGAAUUGGCUCUCAUACGUGAUCUGCCACAUAGCAUUGAUGUCAAAAGCCAUCCGUAGGCUGCCUAUCAUGAUAAGGAUGCCGUUUGCAAUACCUUGGUGCGCUUAUCCGCCCGGUACGCAGCACGUAGUCUUAUUUCUCACCUCCCUCUCCUCUUCCGUGGUGCUGCGUCUCCAGCUGCCCCUCACCGGCUGGUCCUCACCGUGAAGAAUGCCCACGCCGCCGUCGGCUGUUCCGUCUUGCUCCGUCGCCACAUGAUAGCUAUCAAAACACAGAAGUCCGUACUCUGAUUAUCAUCUCUCCUUGGCACCGCUGGCGAGUCUCACACAGCUUGGAGCACGUGACGAAGAGCCGGCGCACCUUGACGGUGAAACCCCGGCAGAGCUUGCAGCCGUGGGUGCAGCCAGGGCAGUGCUGUUCGAAGGCCCUCUCGGCCUCUGCACUGCACUCACAGAGGCGGCGAUGAGAUCGAUGCAUGCUGCGUCUUCCCUGUGCUCACACCCACCUCGCUCGUGUCUGGCUUGGUUCAGGGCGAUGGGCUGCACCUCCAGGGCGAAGCAGAUAUCUGCACACCUGUGGUAACCACAGGAUGGUGUUGACGGUAGUGGUGCCAGGCACCAUGUAUUCCUCUCCCGUCUGUGCGUGCGACCUGAAACUCCAUUGUGCGGCCAUUGAAGUGGUCUCGCCACCAGCUCACCACAGUGGAUGACUUCGCGAUUGGUGGCAAACGGAUCAAGGAUCAAGACAUCCUCUCCGUCACUGUCGACAAAGCCGACCGCCUUAGCGUGAGAUAGCGCAUAGCGCACGACGACACCUUGGGGGAAAAAUAUUUCAUUGAGGGCGUCUCCUGUCUCGUAAAUUCUCGACGGGCAUUUUUUUGUUCUCGAGUUGGAGCGUCCUGUUCCUGUUGCAUUAUGCAUCAUGGCCAACCCAUCACAGAAUCGAACACAGCACAUCCUGUUCCUGUUGGCGUCCUCUCCGCCUCGCCGCUGCUCGUCUGUCCAUCACGCGGAUGAGCCAAGGAAAGAGUGACGCCAACAAAACAAACGGCCGAAACGGACAUUGCGAGAGAGGAUGGAAGUCUGCAUAACCGUGCGUGGAUUUCGCUUCGUGAUGAUGCUCCUGUCGUCUUUUCGAUUCUGCACACAGAAAAGGAACAAACCGACAGAUGAUGAAUCCUCAAGCAUGGUGCUUGCAGAUCUUCGCGUCCCUCACCUUCCUGGAUGCUCAGAUGACCGGACCAGCACAG
This is a messenger RNA of Vitrella brassicaformis, 2893 nucleotides long. Lineage: Eukaryota; Vitrellaceae. The record is from the annotation of a GenBank genome assembly.